Messenger RNA from Pyrus x bretschneideri (Chinese white pear), 912 nucleotides. RefSeq names its product peroxiredoxin Q, chloroplastic. The record is from RefSeq and is a predicted model, not a curated record. The transcript has 4 exons. Gene Ontology annotation, biological process: cell redox homeostasis; cellular response to oxidative stress. Gene Ontology annotation, molecular function: thioredoxin peroxidase activity. NCBI's taxonomy places the organism in Eukaryota, Viridiplantae, Streptophyta, Magnoliopsida, Rosales, Rosaceae. Gene Ontology annotation, cellular component: cytoplasm; chloroplast thylakoid membrane. Bases 96 to 743 code for a protein of 215 amino acids.
CAAUUGUCAUAAAACCCAACAAAAAACAGAGAAACCUAGGAGACAACUUUAUAUCUCUCUGAUUAGCUUUGUCCAGUCCAGUCUAAUCCAAUCCAAUGGCCUCUCUCUCAGUUCCCAAGCAGCCAGUCUUCCCCUCUCUACUCCCCACCCGAACUCCCAAACACUACCCAUCUUCCCAAACCCUCCCAAUUGCCUCCAGCUCUUCACAUUCUAAAUUCUAUGGCCUCAAGUUCUCCACUUCUUCCACUCUGCCAAUCCCUUCAUCUUCCUCUGGCAAGAUGUUCAUUUCUGCUAAGGUGGACAAGGGUACGGUUCCACCAGCCUUCACGUUGAAAGAUCAGGAUGGAAAAACUGUGAGCCUCUCCAAAUUUAAGGGAAAGCCUGUGGUUCUCUAUUUCUACCCUGCUGAUGAGAGCCCUAGCUGCACCAAACAGGCUUGUGCUUUCAGAGAUUCUUACGAGAAGUUUAAGAAGGCGGGUGCCGAGGUUGUAGGGAUCAGCGGUGAUGACCCAUCAUCACACAAGGAGUUUGCAAAGAAGAACAGACUUCCGUUCACAUUACUCAGCGAUGAGGGUAACAAGGUGAGGAAAGAAUGGGGAGUGCCGUCGGAUCUGUUUGGGGCAUUGCCAGGGAGACAGACAUAUGUUAUGGACAAGAAUGGGGUGGUUCAACUCAUCUACAACAACCAGUUCCAGCCCGAGAAGCAUAUCGACGAAACUCUCAAGCUACUUCAAAGCCUCUAAAGCUCUCUCCUUUUUAGCUGCCUGAAUUUUCAUUCCUAUUUUCAUGUCCAUUAUAUCUCCACAAAACAGGGUUAGCAAGUAGUAGUUUUUGUAUAAUCAACUACUGUGAUAUUUGGUAGCAAUGAAAAUCAAGUGAGAUGCUAUUUGUAUGUCACUGUGGAAAUUUCAA